GUUGCCGUGGCUAGCGCGGGUGUCACUUGAUAAUAAACGCAAUACUUUAAAAAAAUCAAGCCAGCUAUAAAAAUUAAAAAAUAAAACCUCUUUAGUAAUCACGUGACUUUUUUUAUUUUUGAUAAAAUAAUACUGGCUUAAAAUAUUUUUUUAUAAAAAAAAAAAGUUUGAACUCUCUAGUGAUCAUAGUAAAUACUUUUUGGUGUGCGUAUUCAAAAUGGUGAGCAAGGUGUAUAAAGUUAGUUCGGAUAAACAGGAGAAGCAUGGAAGCAAGCAUAAUCAAGUAUUAAUGUCUAUUGUUGUGUGCAUGCCAAUCCUCGCCUAUGGGACUGCCAUGGGCUGGAUAUCUCCCAACAAAUCCCUCUUAAUGGGAGAAACAUCACCUGCCACCAAACCUUUAACAGAAGAAGAGGUGUCAUGGAUGGCAUCCAUUAUGUUUAUUUUCGCGCCAAUAGCAGUUUUCAUAUAUGGCGUGGCAGCUGAUAAGUUUGGAAGAAAGAAUGCUUUGCUGUGCGCUUCUAUUCCUAUUUCGGUCGGCUGGGCGGUCAAGCUGAUAUGUACCCACCCCAUCGCUCUGAUAGGAGCCAGGGCCCUGAUAGGCUUUGGUUCGGGUGGAGGCUUCGUGGUCUGCCCCCUGUAUGUGAAGGAGAUCAGCGAGGAUAGUAUACGGGGCAUGACGGGGACUUUUGUUAUAUUCUCUCAGACAGUUGGCAAUCUCCUAGUAUUCGUGCUCGGUGAUCUUCUCCCGUUCAACACAGUUCUGUGGAUAUUACUGGCGAUACCAUUGGUCCAUUUCUGCAUCUUACUACGGUUGCCAGACACACCGUCUUACUUGGUUAAGUGUGGGAAGAAUGAGGAAACAGCAAAAGUCCUCGGCUGGUUACGAUCCAUUCCCCACACGGACAACUCCAUCAGCGAAGAAGUAGACAGACUUAUAAUAGAACAAACCACUUCUGAACUGAAGUUCUCUCCCAAACUGCUGUUUGGAGACAAAACAACCGUAAAAGCAUUCUGGGUUACCCUCAUCGUGAACCUAACGCGGGAAUUCUGCGGAUGCAUCGCUGUCCUUGUCUACGCCAGCCAUAUAUUUUCUGAAGCGAGUAAAGACCCGAACUCCAUAUCUUUGUCUCCAAACAAGCAAUCAAUUUUGCUAGCUGCUGUGCAGAUAUUAGGGUCGUUUUUGGCAUGUCAACUUGUGGAUAGAGUUGGACGAAAGCCACUGCUCGUAAUAACGAGCGUAGUAGCCGGGUUCAGCAUGUGCCUGCUGGGCGCGUGGUUCUACCUGCUCGGCGCGGGGCUGCCCGGCUGGCUGCCCGUCGCCGCGCUCUGUGUCUGCAUAUUCGCGGACGCGUCGGGUUUACAACCGCUGCCGUAUGUUAUUAUGACCGAGAUGUUCAGCUUUCAGUUGCGUGGUACAGUAGCCACACUCAUCAUGGCAAUAUCACUCGGUACCGACUUCGCUCUACUAAAACUAUUCGCGCCUUUGAACACCUGGAUAGGAUACCAUUCAACUUUCUGGAUAUUCAGUGUUGUCUGCUUAUCAAACGUGUUUUAUCUAAUAUUCUGCGUGCCAGAAACAAAAAUGCGAGAUUUAGAGGACAUUUACGCAGACUUAGAAGGAAAGAAACGGAAGAAAAAACAAGACGAUGUCGUUGAAACCAAUCAUGUGUAGAUUUUAAUGUUUAUCUGUGGACAUUACAUAUUUAAAAUGAUUUUCAUAGGUUUGAUGUUAGUUUAU
This is a messenger RNA of Colias croceus (clouded yellow), 1738 nucleotides long. Its product is annotated as facilitated trehalose transporter Tret1-like. The record is from RefSeq and is a predicted model, not a curated record. Bases 218 to 1672 code for a protein of 484 amino acids. Lineage: Eukaryota; Metazoa; Arthropoda; Insecta; Lepidoptera; Pieridae. Gene Ontology annotation, molecular function: transmembrane transporter activity. Gene Ontology annotation, cellular component: membrane. Gene Ontology annotation, biological process: transmembrane transport. The transcript is spliced from 8 exons.